AAAUCGAAUUUGAUGAAAAUCUUAAGGAUCUCAGUAACAAAUAUGAGCAUAAUGAUCUUAUGUACCCAUUUGCAUCUAGUCAAAUAUUUGAAUCUCCAAUACAUUCUGCACAAUUACUUACAUCCGGCGAAGAUGUAAAUAGUAUAUUAGAAGUGGAAUUGCAAAAUGAAAAAUACACAGAUUUCGAGCCUGGUGACACAAUUGGUAUCUUACCAAAAAAUACAAAUGAGGAAAUUAAUUUUAUAUUAAAUCACUUAAAUUUAUCAAAUAUUGCGGAUCAAAUUAUAACAAUAAGUUGCACAAAUAGUAGUAAAAGAUUACCAAAUUUUAUUCCUACACGAACUACUAUCAGAAAUAUUUUAACGUGGUGUUUGGACAUUCGAUGUAUUCCGAAAAAGUUAUUUCUUCGAAUGUUAAGUGUACAUACUCAGAAUCCAGAUGAAAAAACUCGUUUAGAACAACUUUGUUCUGUACAGGGAAAAGACGACUAUACAAAAUUUAUUCUGGAAAAAGAAACAAAUUUAAUAGAUAUUUUCAAAUCAUUUCCCAGCUGUAAACCAAAAUUUGAUCGUCUUCUUGAACAUCUUCCACGACUUAAUCCAAGAAGUUAUUCAAUAUGUUCAUCACCUUUAGAAAAAUCCAAAAUCAAAAUUGUUUUGUCUAUUGUUAAGCAUAAAAAUAAUUUAAUGGGACUGUGUUCAGGAUAUAUAAAAGAUAUAGCAAAACAAAAACUAACAAUUGAAAGUAACUUGGAAAACUUAUCUUUGAAUAAUGAAAAUAAUUCGAAAAUAAAUUAUUACUUUAAAAAUCCUUCGAAUUUUCAUUUACCAAGUAAUCAAAAUACACCGAUUAUAAUGAUUGCAACCGGAACAGGUAUCUCACCAUUUGUUGGAUUUUUACAACAUCGACAAAAACAAUUGGAAAUGGACUCUACAUUAAAAUUUGGUGAAAUGUGGUUAUUUUAUGGUUGCCGUUAUUCAAAUAAAGAUUUUAUUUACAAAAAUGAUUUAAAUAUUAUGCUAGAAGCUCAAAUUUUAACUAAAAUGUAUGCAUGUUUUUCAAGAGACAAAGAUCAGAAACAAAAGUAUGUACAAGAUAAUCUAAGAUUAUACAAAAAUGACGUAAUUAAUUUAAUUUUACAUCGAAAUGCUGUUGUUUAUAUUUGUGGUGAUAAGAAAAAAAUGGCAGUGGAUGUAAAAUCAGAAAUUAUAAAUAAUAUAAAAGAUGUUGGACAAAUUUCAGAGAAUGAGGCAAAUGAAUUUAUGGAAAUGUUAGUUAAAUCUCACAGAUAUGUUGAAGAUAUAUGGCAAUAAUUUUUUGCAAUAAAUUAAAAAUUAAUAGCAAA
Molecule: messenger RNA, 1345 nt
Organism: Chrysoperla carnea
Lineage: Eukaryota; Metazoa; Arthropoda; Insecta; Neuroptera; Chrysopidae
Product: methionine synthase reductase
Exons: 4
Coding region: 60-1313 (417 amino acids)
Biological process (GO): homocysteine metabolic process
Cellular component (GO): cytosol
Molecular function (GO): [methionine synthase] reductase (NADPH) activity; FMN binding; flavin adenine dinucleotide binding
Source: RefSeq, a predicted model, not a curated record